UAAACCUCGGUCCCAAUUAGUCGAUCGCGUCUUCUCGACAGGUUUUCUCCGUCCGAGUGUUGCGUUAAAUACUCGCGGAUAUUGACACUCUGGGCGUCCCGUAAUCUUGACUUCCCUUAGCCCUAACGCAGGGAUGCUGCAGAGCCUGUUCCGGUGCCAUUAACGUCUGGUGCUUAGAUCCGCAAAUAAAAUAUUUUCCGGCGUUAAAGUGGUGUAUCAGCACGAUCGUAUAGAACCGGUUUCCGCUCACAAGUUUUUAGAUACGCGUUUUUGAAUAAAAGCGGCUGUCUACCCACAGGGCAAGGAACACUAUGGUUUACAGGGUGAAAUUUUCAACUGAGCGAUUUUCGUGGAAUUAGACGCAUUAUAAAAUCGGAUUUUGAGAUCGCAGCGGAAAAUUCGCUUAGAUCCGCAAAUAAAAUAUUUUUCGGUACUAUAGUGGUGUAUCAGCACGAUCAUAUAGAACCGGUUUUCGCUUACAAGUUUUUAGAUACGCGAUUAGAAUAAAAUCGGCUGUCUACCCAUAAGGCAAGGAACACUACGGUUUACAGGGUGAAAUUUUCAAUUGAGCGAUUUUCGAGGAAUUAGGCGCGUUAUAAAAUCGGAUUUUGAGAUCGCCGCGGAAAAUUCGCUCUAAUUUUUCGGUUUCGUUUUCUUGUGUGCGGAUAGGAUGCAAUAAGUUGUAGACACUUCGGCGAUUUCGUGCUCGGAGCGAACCGGAUCAAAAUUAAAUCAUAUAACUGCGUACUUAGAAUUGCAUAUUUCAAACCAUAAUAGUCUUGGUUUAUAUUGGAAUUUUUAGGCGUUUUCUGUCGCACAAUUUUCAAAGAGCUCUCCUCUAGUAAAUCAAAAACAAAAUUUUGAGUCUUUGUAUAAUAAGGCCGCUUGCCUCGUGGACGGAAAAGAAAUGGUAGAACUUUCUACAGGUUGCAAAAUUUUGGAUUUUACGAAAUUUGAGAAUUCCACGACAAGGAAAAUGUGAGAGCUUUCUCUGUUGGAAUCUUCAAUGAUGACAUGCAUUUAUCGUUGAUGUUUAUGAGAAUACAUGCUAUGAACAGAAGGAACAAGGCUGCAGGCGAUCGGAGAAUCAUUUUAAGCACCUCUCAUUCCAAAUUCGACCUAGCCCCAUGCAAUUUUUGAAAGAACAUAAAAAAAAAGAAGUGAGAAGUUACAACAUCUCCGUACUCCUCAGUCAAAAAAACUACGAGAUUGCGUUUGAAGUUUUGAGAGACGAAACGCCGGAAUUGAAACAGUUAUGAGAUAUUUCGAUUUUUCCUUGAGACGCUUCAACGUAAACGAUUAUCAAUAAUUGUGAAACCAACCAAGCGCGUCGUUUGUUGCCUUGCAGGAUGGCGAGCAUCAUUAGAAAACACAUCUUCAACCAACUUCUGUCCUCAAUCACGGCGUUCCUGACCCUGUUCCUCUCGGGCGUCUGGCUGGGCUGGAUCUCGGUGGUGCUGCCGAAGGUGCACUCGGGGGAGAUCCCGGUACCGAUGAGCGGGUCGGACAUCACCUGGGCGGUGGUCGGCCUGGACAUCGGCAACUUCCUCAGCCCGCUGCCCACCGGGUACCUGAUGGACCGCUGCGGGCGGCUCCCCACGCUCCGGCUGGCCAUGCUCUUCUUCGCGGCCGCCUCCGUCCUGGCCCUCGUCGCCUCGACGCCCCUCCACUUCUUCCUGGCGCGGCUCCUGGCCGGCGUCGGGAAGGGCGCCGGCUUCACCGCGGCCGCCCUCUACGUCGCCGAGAUCGCUGGCCCCCGGAUCCGCGGCGCCCUCUCCGGCGUCUUCAUCGUCAUGCUCACCGGCGGCCUCGUCGUCAGCGUCACCGUCGGCCCGUGGCUCAGCUUCGCCACCGUCAACUGGCUCAUCCUCCUCUUCCCCGUCCUCGGACUCUUCCUGACCUUCUUCGUCGUCGAGUCACCUUACUACCGAUGCAUGCGCGGCGACUCCGCCGCCGCCGAGAAGGCCCUCGCUGCCGUCCGCGAUCGCACAAAGGUGGCGGCCCGGACCUCGGAGCUGGAGCUGAUCCGGCUGAAGGUGGCCGAGGAGCAGAGCGCGAAGAAGAGCGCUUGGACGUUGGUCUCGGAGCGGGGGAACCGGCGGGCCCUGGCCAUCGUCCUCGUCACCGGGAUCCUGGAGCGGGCCGGCGGCGUGGCCAGCAUCAUGGCCUACGCCUCCUCCUCGCUCCCGCAUGACACCGCCGGGUUCUGGGACGGCAAGCUCACCGUCAUGCUCUUCUCCUGGCUCUGCGUCGUCUCCGGCCUCCUCGGCGUCGCUCUCGUCGACUCCUGCGGACGCAAGCCGCUCCAGCUUGUCUCCUGCCUCGGACUCGCCGGAGUCACCGCCGCCUCCUCCGUCUUCUACUACUACCACCAGAAGGCUCAGGAGGACGCGGCGGGUUUCGUGUGGGUGCCGCACGCGUGCAUCGUCCUCUUCGGGGUGUUCUACCCGUUCGGCGUCGGGCAGAUCCCGCACACGUUCCAGAGCGAGCUGUUCCCGACGAGCGUGAAGGGCCACGCCUCGGCCAUCAUGACCAUGGCCCUGGCCGUGGCCUCCUUCGCCAGCAACAAGCUCUACCUGGCCGUCGACCUCUGGCUCGUCUACGCCGCCUUUGCCCUUUGCAACCUCGCCAGCGCCGUCUUCACUAUCUUCUGCGUCUUCGAGACCAAGGGCAAGACCCUCGCCGAGAUCCAGGACCUCCUCGAUCGCUGAGCUCAUCGAAUAAUAAGGCCAUUAGAAGGGACACUUUCCUGCGGACCGAUCAUUGAAACUGAUAGACAAAGCUAUAGACAAAGACGACAAAAGGGAUUUGUAGGGAUCCUAUUGGUGGAAGCGGGCGGUGGCAAUGGACAUAGGAGGUAGGUAAUGGACUGAGUAACGGCAACC
Molecule: messenger RNA, 2885 nt
Organism: Bemisia tabaci
Lineage: Eukaryota; Metazoa; Arthropoda; Insecta; Hemiptera; Aleyrodidae
Biological process (GO): transmembrane transport
Cellular component (GO): membrane
Molecular function (GO): transmembrane transporter activity
Source: RefSeq, a predicted model, not a curated record